UCGCAAAACAAAAUAAAAAAUCAGUCAUUCUUUUUAUGAGAUAAUAACAUAUUAUUAUGGAUAUAUUUUUGAUCAAAUGACUGAAAAAAAAAGUUUUAAACAACAUAGAUUGGUCAUCGAAUAUCAUAUUUUUUUAGAAACUUUAACUAUACAGAUAAUUUAAUGAAAUUAAAGUUAUACUAAACUACAAUUACUGACAAUUUUUAUAUCUUUUUUAAUAAAUAUUUAAUUAUUUGGCUGACAAAAAAUUAUUACUUAUAUUUUUAAUUUAAAUUUAUUUUUACAAAACUCAUAAAUAUAAAAGAAUAAAUAUUUAUAAGAUAUAAAACAUAGAUAAUAUAUAUACUAAUUUAUUUCUCUUUUUCUUUAUAUUUUUCCAAGAAAUUUAUCUAUAUUUUAAAAAUUUACAAGUUAUGUUUAUUAAUACAACACAGAUUCAAUAUUUUUGUUUACUACAUUUUCCCAAACAAUGUUAUCAAAUUGUUUUACAAAAUAUUAAAAAAUAUAUAAUAGGUUAAACAGAACUAACUGAAUUUAGGAAAACAAUAAUCUAAUUUUAACCUAGUUAAAACAAAAACAACAAAAAAAAAUCAUUGUUCAAUUUAAAAGAAUAGAUAAAACUCAAUAUACCAAAGACAACUAAUGCAAAAUAUUAUACUUGAAAGCAUAUAUCUAAUUAAGAUGAAAACAUAAUGAUACUUAAUACAUUUCUAUUUAUUUAUCAUACAUAAAAUUACAAAAUGACUUAUAACUUACAAAUAAACGAAAAAAUAUUUAUCCAUUAGUAUAAGUUAAUUAUUUUGUAAAUGUUUAUAUCCGUGUAUAAGCACGGGAGGACCAGCUAGUAUGAAAUGAAAAGGAUUAACAUAAACUUCAUUAAAAGUCAUGAACACUUCAUUAAAUUUGUUAGAGUCUAACGUUGGUCAUCUUCUGAUCUGAUUACUAUUUGCUAUAUAUGAACUUAUUUUGAUGGUAAGGUUUUUUAGAAUGUAAAGAUUCCCGUGUCAUGAGUAUAACAAAUGUUAAACUGUCAGAUAUAUGAAACUUCCAAUCUACAUUUGGUUAGAUACAAUCGUUCGAUUGUAAAGUCCUGAUGUGGAAAGAAGAAGCGGAAAGGAGAAGAUCAUGAAGUUAAAAAUCACGUAACAACAAAAUUUUCAAACGAAUUAACAGAUACCCAUUAGACAUUAAUUGUUCGAUAUGCAGAGUGGGAAUAUUCAGUUUGGCAUGAUGCAUACAAUGGUGGUGAUACGACUAUUUAACAAAAAAAUGGCCAACAAUUUACACUCAUCUAAAGCUUAAGAAAUAUAUGUAUAAUAGAUGGUUUGGCAUAGUUUUCACAAUAUAGUUGAUCUGGUUGGAUUUAGGAAAACAAAAAUGGAGGUAUUCAUAUGUGCUCGUAAUCAACAUCUGCGUCUAUCUCCACUCCAUUCAAAACUUGAAGUUCUCAUCUUGGCAAUGUAGUGUAUACUCCAACACUCAACAGUGUAAGAUUUUGGAACAGAUAGUCCAAAAGUGAUUACAGUGACGCUUGAUGUUUGGCACAAUUUUGAUGAAACUAAACGAAUUUGAGAGGCUAAGAAAAUGUUUCUAUACUUUCACCAUAUUCUUUGUUUCUACCAAAACUGUAGAUUUAUUAUGGUAAAAAUGCUAAAAAAUCGAGAAUUAUUUUUUACUGGUUGUUAUAUUUUAGUUUUAUUUUCCAGAUCAUCUCAAAUCUUUAAAUGUGAGUAAAUGUCGGAUUGAUGUUCAUUCUGGAAACAAGAGGAAUGAAUAGGAAAAGAACGUAGAGGAAUAGAAUUGAUUGCAAGAAUGAAAACGAAUGGUUGUUCCAUCCCAUAUUUCACAAAGAAUUAAUUUGUUAGGGAAUGAAAAGGAAAAAUUAUUCUUUAUGAAUGGUGAUAUUUUUUAGGAACGUUAGAGAAUGCAUUAUUCCUCACCAUUUCCUGGUCACCAUUCAUACUCUAAGUUUGAUAUAAACGAGGAAAAAAAAGUUUGAUAUAUAAAAAAAAACAUAGGAUCAAGCACAAGAAAAAUAAUUAUAAAGGAUUUUAAUAAGCGUAUUGUUUGCCACUAGGAAAUCAAACAAAGACGCGAGUUUUUAGUCAAAAUAGGAACUCCUUUUUCUAGUUGUGAUGUGAUAUUCUAGUCAAAAUAGGAACUCCUUUUCCUAGUUGUGAUGUGAUCCAUUUUUUCACUUAAUAUAAAACGAACAAGGAUUGAUCACUUUGCCUUCUCGAUACAAUUAAUUGACUCUCUUUCUCUCCAUAUCUCUCUCAUAAGCUGCAACAGAAUGUUGAAAACAGAAAAGACAUGCGUUGUUUCAGAUUCUACCAUUACCAAGUUUGGAGUUCGUCCUCCUUCUACCUAUUCCAUGAAGAUCCAAAGCCUCUCUCAACUCAAAACUCUCUUCUCUGGUACUGACGGAUACAAGUCCCGUACCUUCUCUUCCGGCAAAUACAACUGGAGAUUGGUUAUAUAUCCGAACGGAAACGAGAAAGACAACGGGACAGGGUUUAUUUCAAUGUAUGUUGAAUUAGAUAGCAAAAGCCUCUCGUCCAAUGUUUUGGCGUAUCUCACCUUCUUCAUCUUCAACAAGAAAGAAAAUAAAUACUUUACUAUUCAAGAUGUUGAAGGAAAGCAGUUCAAUGCAUUAAGAUUGGUGCAUGGGUUUCCGCAAGUACUUCCCCUUGAUACAUUCAAUGAUCCUAAAAACGGUUAUGUCUACGAUGGAGAUCAAUGUGAGUUUGGUGUUGAUGUGAUGGUUCCACUUACCAAUUGGGAAGUUGUCUCAUUUACUCAGAAACCCACCAAUAAAAAGUUCUCUUGGACGCUCAACAAAUUCUCUAAGUUGAAAGAACAUUGCUACGUAUCAAGCAAGUUCUUAAUAGAAGGAAGGAAUUGGGUGCUUAAGUUGUAUCCUAAAGGCAACAACACUACAUGUUCUAGAUGGUUGUCCCUCUUUCUCCAUUUAGCCGAUAGUGAAACUAAAACAAUGACGACAGGUGAGGAGAUUUACACGCAGUGCGAUAUGCGAAUUCUCGACCCGUUUGGAUCCCACCACGUGACAUUGAAGCUUAACCAGUGGCACAAGAACACCUCAGGUUGGGGAUGGUCUGAAUUUGUGUCUUUAGCUAAACUUGAAGAGGCUUACUUGGACAAACAAGGCUAUCUGAAAGUGGAGAUCGAAUUUGAAGUUGUUUCUACCAUCACAUACUCUCCAUGAAGAUCUAAACACACACACACACCAUUUAGCUCAUUCAUUAAAUCAGUAAUUCAACUUAUUUUAUGUUUUGUUUAUUGGGAUUCUUAUCUUGAUUAUUCGGAAGAAAUAUUUGACUGUUGCUAUUUAGCUUUUGGCUUUUUAUUUAUUUUUUAAUAUCAUCAAAAAGCGUCUUGUUUUAUUGAGUGAAUUCGGUUGCAUUACUUUGUUCAUGUUUCGGUUUACUAUGGUCAUUGAUUUUUUAUUAUGGUUUGUUCAAAAUCAGAACCGGUUCAAUCAACGACAGCUGAACAAAUUAAAACAAAAAAAAAAAUCACAAUUUAUAUACACUUAUAUAUAUUUCUUUCUCCCCUUGCUUCACUAUUUUCUCACUUCCUUAAAGUUUCUCUCCCAAGAAACUGUAAGCUCCAAAAAUCUCCAAAACAAUGGCGGUUCCGGUUGUUGAUCUCCCGAACAACUCUGAUUCAUCAUCCGAUGAAGACUUCAGCGACUCCGAAGUAUCUUAUGACGAAUCCAUGGAAGACGAACCGUCGGAGUCGGAAAUCACCACUGCAAAAGAAACAGAGACGAAACGUAGCGAAGAGGAGGAGGAGGAGGAGGAGUUUUGGAUCCGUUAUCCUUAUUUGAAGAGUUUUCUGAGCACAAGCGUUGCUCAAGGUUUGAUUCCAGAGUACUAUGUUUAUGAGAGAGCCAAGCUUAUCGGAGAAGAGAAGGCCAAGGAGCUGAAUGAAAGAGGCGAGGCUUUGUUUCUCAAGGAACUUGAAGCGUGCAAGGACAAGUGUGAGCUCGUUGCGUCUGCCAUCCUCGCUAUGAAGUCCGUUAAAUGAUUUUCUUGGAAACUUUUGUUUAUGAUGAUAGUAGCGUCUUGGAUUGCUUUUGUUCUAUGAUGAAAUCGUUUUCGUUUUGUGUUCAAA
This is a messenger RNA of Brassica napus (rape), 4137 nucleotides long. RefSeq lists its product as uncharacterized. The transcript has 6 exons. Bases 2294 to 3226 code for a protein of 310 amino acids. NCBI's taxonomy places the organism in Eukaryota, Viridiplantae, Streptophyta, Magnoliopsida, Brassicales, Brassicaceae. Gene Ontology annotation, molecular function: protein binding. The record is from RefSeq and is a predicted model, not a curated record.